AUGCAAUUCUCUAAAUUAUCAACCAUUUUAGCCUUAUCUGCUGCUACUUUUGCCAGAGCUGAUGACUUAACUACCACUUCCACUUCAGUCAUAACCGUUUAUGAAACCAUCACCAAAGAUGCUACUUCCACCACCUUCACCACCACCACUCCAGUUACUACCAUCGUAGCUGCCAGUGUUGAAGUUCUUUCUGUCGAAUCUUCUUCUUCUUCUUCUUCGACUACUGUUGAACCAGUUACCUCUUCGACUACUGUUGAACCAGUUACCUCUUCGACUACUGUUGAACUAACCACCUCUUCGACUACUGUCGAGCCAACCACCUCUUCGACUACUGUUGAACCAGUUACCUCAUCCACCGUCAUUGAAUCAUCUUCUUUUACUGAAGCUACUUCCUUUACUUCUGCUUACGCUGACUUACAAGCCUUUGGUUUCUACAACUCUUCUUCUACUUACGACAACUCCACUACCAGCAGUUACUCUAAUGAAACCACCACUUUGACUCAAUUAUCUACGGAAUUAGCCACUAUCACUUCCUGUUCUAAUAAUGCCUGUGAUGCUAAGACUACCUCCGCAAGCUCUUCUUCUUCUGUUGAAUCCACCACUUAUGUCACCGAAACUAACAUCAUAUCUACUACUUUAACUACCUUGCAAAUGUCUCAUACCUCAUCAUCAUCUGCAGCUGCUGAAACUUCUGUUGCUAGUGUUCUUGUUGCUGAAAAUGCUGGUUUCAAAUUGACUGCUGUCAGCGCUGGUUCCUUACUUACUGCUAUUGCCGCGUUAUUAUUAUAA
Tetrapisispora phaffii CBS 4417 is the source of this 789-nucleotide messenger RNA. RefSeq lists its product as uncharacterized. The transcript has a single exon. The record is from RefSeq and is a predicted model, not a curated record. Bases 1 to 789 code for a protein of 262 amino acids. NCBI's taxonomy places the organism in Eukaryota, Fungi, Ascomycota, Saccharomycetes, Saccharomycetales, Saccharomycetaceae.